Molecule: messenger RNA, 1116 nt
Organism: Diaporthe amygdali
Lineage: Eukaryota; Fungi; Ascomycota; Sordariomycetes; Diaporthales; Diaporthaceae
Product: Cytochrome P450-like protein 60
Exons: 5
Coding region: 1-1116 (371 amino acids)
Molecular function (GO): heme binding; monooxygenase activity; iron ion binding
Source: RefSeq, a predicted model, not a curated record
AUGCUUACAUCCUCAAGCCUCUUGCAAUCAACGGGAGGGAAGUUCACCAUCAAGGUCGGGGGCACCUACUGGGUUGUCCUCAACUCGAGAAGGACAGUCCUGGAGCUUCUCGAGAAGCGCUCAAUGAAGUACUCAUCCCGCAUGCAAUUCCCAAUGGCCAACGACCUCGUCUCAAGAGGUAACCGCUUGUUGCUGAUGCCAUACGGUGACUUGUGGAGACGCGAGCGCAAGAUGAUGCACCAGAUUCUCAACUCAAGUCAGCUGAAGAACUUUGAGUACUUUCAGGACGCUGGAUCUAAACUGCUCAUGGUGGACUACUCCAGAGAACCCGAGAACUUUCUAUUCGGCAAGCCGUCUGAGUUGAACGACCCGCGAACAGCAGAGCUACUGAAGACGAGUGAGGAUUUUGUCAAGUACCUGGCUCCUGGUACCACUCUCGUUGACGCCUUUCCCUUUUUGACGAAGAUCAACUUCCUCAAGGUGUGGCAGCCCUGGAGGUGGAAAGCGGACUCUUUGUACAAAGAAUGCAUCCGCGCCCAACUCAACGAGCUCGAACAGCGCCGGCGGGAGGGCACCGACAAGCCCUGCUUCGCCUCGGAACUGCUCGAUUCGGGUGCCAAGGCUGAAUUCACCCGUGAUCAGCUUCUCUACAUUCUUGGGACUUUGAUGGAGGCUGGGUCUGACACCACGCGCAUGACCAUGAACCAAGUGAUUGCUGGCGCGGCCCUGUUCCCAGAUUGGGUGGAAAGGGCACGAAAGGAAUUAGACGCGGUGUGUGGACCCAGUGCGGAGAGACUACCGAAUUUUGGUGACUUGGACAGCCUGCCUUUGAUCAAGGCGGCAGUGAAGGAGUCAUUGCGAUGGAAGCCUAGCAUUGCCGAGACCGGAAUUCCUCACGCGAUAACUGAAGACGACGAGUUUGAGGGCUAUCACAUUCCGGCUGGCACGGUGGUGACUUAUAACAAUUGGGGAAUCGCCAAUGAUCCCGUCGAGUAUGAUCAGCCCGAGAGAUUCUGGCCCGAGAGGUUUCUGGACGAGGACAUAGACAAGUUCUUGAAAGGCCAUUUGGGAUUCGGAGCAGGUGAGGCCGACCCUUCUCCCCAGGCUUUCAACUGA